Messenger RNA from Psammomys obesus (fat sand rat), 1589 nucleotides. It is a transcript of the gene B3galt4, whose product is annotated as beta-1,3-galactosyltransferase 4. The record is from RefSeq and is a predicted model, not a curated record. Gene Ontology annotation, molecular function: N-acetyl-beta-D-glucosaminide beta-(1,3)-galactosyltransferase activity. The coding region runs from base 215 to 1357 and encodes 380 amino acids. Gene Ontology annotation, cellular component: membrane. NCBI's taxonomy places the organism in Eukaryota, Metazoa, Chordata, Mammalia, Rodentia, Muridae. The transcript has 2 exons.
CUCCCCGGGUGCUGGGAUGAAAGGCGGGCGCCACCACGCCCAUCUUGUCUUCAUGGUAACUGCCACUCAACUACCCUCUGGUGCAACUGCGUCUGGGCGGGAACAGCCAGCACUGUUUAGGCAGAGGUGGGGCCUCCAGGGGGAACGGCCAGGUUGCUACAGUGUCUCCCGGGGUUGGAGUGCAGAGCUGUUGUGAGGAGCGCUGCACGGCCAGAUGGCACUCCGGACUCUGCGGCUCACCAUGCCGCUCAGCCUCUUCCGGCGCCUCCUCCUGGCGGUCCUACUGCUGGUGAUCAUCUGGACCCUGUUUGGGCCCUCCGGCUUGGGGGAGGAACUGCUGAGCUUGUCCUUGGCAUCCCUGCUGCCCGCCCCGGCCUCACCGGGCCCUCCCCUGGCCCUGCCCCGCCUCUUGAUUUCCAACCCCGAGGCUUGUGGUGGUCCGGGACCCCCUCCCUUCCUGCUCAUCCUAGUGUGCACGGCCCCGGAGCACGUGAACCAGAGGAACGCCAUUCGGGGAUCUUGGGGCGCUGUCCGUGAGGCCCGGGGGUUCAGGGUGCGGACCCUGUUCCUCCUGGGAGAACCUGUUGGACAGCACUUUGCCGACCUAGCCUCCGAGUCAGCAGCUCAGGAGGAUAUCUUGCAGGCCUCCUUCCAGGAUUCCUACCGCAACCUCACCCUCAAGACCCUCAGUGGGCUGAACUGGGUGAACAAAUACUGUCCCAUGGCCCGCUACAUCCUCAAGACCGACGAUGACGUGUUUGUCAACGUCCCAGAGCUGGUGUCAGAGCUGAUCCAGAGAGGGGGCCCUUCGGAGCACUGGCAAAAGGGGAAGGAGCCCCAGGAAGAGACCGCAGUUGUCCAUGAGGCGCACAAAGGCCAGGCCGUGCCACUUCUGUAUCUAGGCCGGGUGCACUGGAUGGUGAGCCCCACUCGGACACCCGGGGCCCGGCACCACGUGUCAGAGGAGCUGUGGCCUGAGGCCUGGGGUCCCUACCCGCCCUACGCCUCUGGCACGGGCUAUGUACUGUCCGCCUCCGCCGUGCAGCUCAUCCUGAAGGGGGCCAGCCGGGCGCCCCUUCUACCUCUGGAGGAUGUGUUUGUGGGGGUGAGUGCAAGGCGAGCAGGCCUUGCCCCCACACACUGUGUCAAGUUGGCUGGUGCUACCCACUACCCCCUGGAUCAGUGCUGUUACGGCAAAUUCCUGCUCACAUCGCACAUGGUGGAUCCGUGGAAAAUGCAGCAGAUCUGGAAGCUGGUAGGCGGACUCGAUGGGGAAAGGACUGAGCCCUUCUGCUCCUGGCUCCAGGGGUUCCUGGGUAUCCUGAGGUGCCGGUUCAUAGCCUGGCUCAACAGCUGACAGCCUGGGGUCAUGGGAAGGGAGGCAACACUCCAGGGACCUUUGCCCAAAAACCGGUGCACAGGCUGCCCCUCCCUGCCGUGACCCAUCUCCUCCCAGCAGACCCUCAAACUGCUACCAGGCAAGGGUAGAUAGGAGCCUUGGGCCUGUCCACCAGGGACGAGCACAGGAGGGGCUGGGGAAAACUGUCCUCCACCAGCUGAUAAGAGCCCAAUAAACGUCUCCACCUCAA